AUGAAUUACGCAUUGGUAUUGUUUUGUUUCAUUUCCUGGACGCUCCUGCCUUUCUCGGCCUCCCUCCAUAUAACGAGUCAGACGGUUGCCAAGUUCCUACUUGACGAGUAUGACUACAUUGUUGUUGGAGGUGGUAUCUCGGGACUGGUUGUCGCGAACCGCUUGAGUGAAGACUUGAAUACGACUGUUCUCGUAAUUGAGUCCGGCGAACUUUCUAGUGACGGACGUGAGAGUAAGGUUGUCGCCCCCGGCUACAUCGGCCUCCUGCCUCCAUCGCCCUACGGCAAGAGCGUGGAAACUGCUCCGCAGACCUUCCUCGAUGGCAAGACGCGCAGUAUCAGCCAAGGCAGAGUCAUCGGCGGCGGCUCGGUGACGAAUGGCUUGUGCUGGACUAGAGGCGCGGCCGCCGACUUCGACGCUUGGGAGGAAUUGGGAAACCCAGGUUGGGGAUGGCAGAGCCUACUUCCUUACUUCAAGAAGGUGGCUAGGGCAUCUUUCCGGAGGCUAAGGAGGUGA
Molecule: messenger RNA, 516 nt
Organism: Colletotrichum spaethianum
Lineage: Eukaryota; Fungi; Ascomycota; Sordariomycetes; Glomerellales; Glomerellaceae
Product: dehydrogenase xptC
Exons: 3
Coding region: 1-516 (171 amino acids)
Biological process (GO): secondary metabolite biosynthetic process
Molecular function (GO): flavin adenine dinucleotide binding; oxidoreductase activity, acting on CH-OH group of donors
Source: RefSeq, a predicted model, not a curated record